CAAAUAUUUCUUAAGGUAUGGCUAACUCCCUAAACAACAUCCUUCCCACUAAAAUCACCCUACCCUUAUUUGUAGCUUUGUUUCUCCUUUAUCUAUCGUUCCCUCUAGUGGUUUACUCAUCAUACGAUAUUUUAGCCCUGAAUUGUGGCCAUUCCAUUGAUACUACCUUUGAAAACCGAACCUGGGUUGGUGACAUCGAAAAUACCAAACUGUUUUCUAUCACUGAUUCUGUCAAAGCCAAACCAACUCCUAACUCUGAUUCUGUUACCCAAAUUCCAUUUACCUCAGCGCGUAUUUCUUUUUCAAAUUUCACAUUCUCAUUCCCUUCGAUCACUAAUGGCCCGGUCUUUCUUCGCCUCCAUUUUUACCCGACAUCUUAUCAAAACUUUGAAACCUCACAUGCUUCCUUCACCGUCGAAGUAGGAAAUCAGUUUACCCUUCUCAAAGACUUUAACCCCUCACUUUGGCUUCAAAACGAUAACAAGACAAUCGUCAAAGAAUACUGCAUCCAAGUCAAACCUAAUGAGAGUCUUAACUUAACUUUUAUUCCCGAAAUCACAAACCAAUUCAAUGCUUUUGCUUUCAUCAACGGAAUCGAAAUUGUGUCUAUGCCUUCUUUUCUCUAUUACACUAAUCUCAGUGACACAAAUUAUCAUAUAAAUUCUCUUGGCUUUGGCAACAACAACAGCGAAAGCCAAAUUCGUAAAGACAAAGCUUUGGAAACCGUUUAUAGAGUCAGUGUUGGUGGUAGUCAAGUUCCAUCAAAUGAAGAUACAGGUAUGUUUCGUUAUUGGGAGGAUGAUUAUCCUCGUUACUCGAAGAAACAAUAUCCACCGAGUAUAUCAUCUGAUUACUUACAUGGUCUCAACUAUGUAAAGAAUACCAUUCCAAAUUAUACUGCACCAGAAGCUGUUUACUUAACUGCAAGAACUUAUGGAAUGAAUGAAACACACAAUUAUAAUGUAACUUGGAACUUUGAAGUUGAUUCUGCUUUUACUUAUAUGGUAAGGUUACAUUUUUGUGAGUUUGAUUCGCAUAUCAAGAACAUCGGUGAUAGAGUUUUUCAGAUUUUCAUAGCUAACACUUUGGCGGAGGAAAAGGCUGAUGUGAUAAGGUGGAGUGGUGGUAACAAGAUUCCAGUUCAUAAGGAUUAUGCUGUGACUAUGGACACUCAACAAGGAAGCUCUCAAAUUGAAAGAGUUAAUCUUACAAUCAAGCUACAACGAUUACCAAAAGAUAUGUACACGAUUUACCGUGAUGUCAAGCUAAAUGGAAUCGAGAUUUUGAAAAUAAGUGACAACAAUAAAAAUCUUGCAGGAUCAAUAUCAAAAUCAGUUGAUCUAUCUAACAAAUUUUCAACUGAAUCGCCAAAGAAAUUUAAGAUCACAACAACUAUCGGUGAUGCGAUUGCACUUUCAAGCAUCGUGCUAAUAAUUGUUGGGGGAGUUACAAUUUUUUGGCUAAGAGUAAUUGUUGUGGGAAUCGCAAUUUUUUGGCUAAGAGGAAGAUUUCAAAACUUCAUUGAAGGUAUCGUGCCCAAGACAAAGAAUCAAGGGUCAUCAUCUUUGCCGCCCCAUUUUUGUCGCUACUUUACAUUGGAGGAGAUCAAAGCGGCUACAAACAACUUCGAUGAUGUUUCCAUCAUUGGCGUUGGAGGGUUUGGCAAUGUGUACAAAGGUUUUAUUGAUCGAUCCACACCUGUUGCGAUAAAACGCCUUAAACAGGGAUCUCAACAAGGCGCCAACGAGUUCAUGAACGAGAUUGAAUUGCUCUCCCAACUUCGCCAUAUUCACUUGGUAUCCCUUGUCGGUUAUUGUAAUGAUGACACGGAGAUGAUUCUAGUUUAUGAGUUCAUGCAACACGGUACUCUCUCCGAGUAUCUCUAUGGUUCCAAUAACAAGAAAUUACCGUGGAAACUAAGACUUGAGAUUCUAUUGGGAGCAGCAAGAGGGCUCCGUUAUCUUCAUGCUGAGGUGAAACAAAAGAUAAUACACCGUGAUGUGAAGAGCACCAACAUAUUGUUGGAUGAGAAAUGGGUGGCUAAGGUUUCUGACUUCGGAUUGUCCAAGGUGGGACCCAUGGGGAUAUCGACUAUCCAUGUUAGCACAAUGGUGAAGGGUAGUGUUGGGUAUUUGGAUCCUGAAUAUUAUAUGCUUGAAAGGUUGACUCUAAAAUCAGAUGUGUACUCAUUCGGUGUGGUGCUUCUUGAGGUGUUGUGUGCUAGACCACCUUUGGUUCGCGAUAUGGACAAAAAGACAGCUAGUUUAGCUCUUUGGUUUCAAAGAUGUUAUGAUGAAGGUGUGGCAAUAGAACAAAUAGUGGAUCCGUUCCUAAGAGAUUCUAUCCCAAGUGGGUGUUUGAAAUGUUAUUGUGACUUGGCGUUGAGUUGUUUGCAUGAUGAUGGGACUCAACGACCCUCAAUGAGUCAAGUGGUUAGGGAAUUAGAGUUAGCGUUGCAGUUGGUAAUGGGGGAAGAAAGUAGUCAAUUUGAUAAGACCCAAACUGAUGGAACACAUAUGAAAGAAUCACAAGUCUUACAAUCCAUUAGUGACAAAGAAAGUUGCAUGCAUUUCACAAGAUCUCGCACCUACAAGGAGGGCACAAUAACUGCGAGGCCAAGUACUCAGGAACAUUUUCUCUCUAAUAUUGAGAAUUCAAGAUUACGAUCAUAUUCAUGUUAAAACCUUAAAGUUUAUAUUUAGCAAUGCAGAAAAGAUGUUGUUUCAUCGUUGCUUAAAGUUUUUACUAAGUUACGUCUUUUUAUAUUUGAUUAAUUAAAGUUAUUAUUAUCUGAAUUAUAAUUCUUGCACAGUCAAUAAAGAUAAUAAGUAGUUAUUUUAAUUAUUUUCAUCAUCCUAGUCAUGU
Messenger RNA from Vicia villosa (hairy vetch), 2865 nucleotides. RefSeq names its product receptor-like protein kinase FERONIA. The transcript has a single exon. The coding region runs from base 18 to 2681 and encodes 887 amino acids. The record is from RefSeq and is a predicted model, not a curated record. Gene Ontology annotation, molecular function: protein kinase activity; ATP binding. NCBI's taxonomy places the organism in Eukaryota, Viridiplantae, Streptophyta, Magnoliopsida, Fabales, Fabaceae. Gene Ontology annotation, biological process: protein phosphorylation.